Venustampulla echinocandica is the source of this 1536-nucleotide messenger RNA. RefSeq lists its product as uncharacterized. The record is from RefSeq and is a predicted model, not a curated record. The transcript is spliced from 4 exons. Lineage: Eukaryota; Fungi; Ascomycota; Leotiomycetes; Helotiales; Pleuroascaceae. Bases 1 to 1536 code for a protein of 511 amino acids.
AUGGACCCAUUCACUCUUGUUGUCAUCAUUGGAUCGAUUGUGACGAGUACAGCCAGUUUCACGUCGUCAGUCUCUAAAGUCGCAGAUGGGUUGACAAGAAGCGACCCCUCAUUAAAGAAUACUAUACAAGAACUGAACGUUUUGAUGCUCGUCCUUGGCGAAUGCGAGAACAUCUUCACAUCAGGAACAGAGGUAUCCAAAGCAGCAGAGGGGGCCUUGUCCAUCUGCUUGGAGCGCUACAACCAUCUCAUGGAAAUGCUCCAACGUUAUAGAAUUGAAUCUAAAGGCUCAUUCGCAACGUCCAUGAGAAAACUUCGAGUUUACUUGAAAGAAAGUGAACGCAAACUUGCGUUCGAUGCAUUCCGAGACUCGGUGAUAUUAUUGCGAGACCUAGCAUCAGAAGUUCGAAUGAACAAGCAGCUCGUUAAAAUGAGUGUAGGAAUGGCAGAGCUUAUGGCAGACUUCUCUGAACCAGAUUCCGACCAAGCUGCUAUCGGCUCAUCGAGCAGUCAAAGCCAGGGAGGCCAAUUACCACCGCAGAUACCGGUCAGGAGUUACACCGGGAGCUCAUUACCUCCUGGCAAACGAAAAGACGCCAUGCAAGCAUUUGCAAAACUCAUCGAGGCGAAUUUCACUCGCGACGCCACCAUCAUUAUUGACAAGCAGUCUGGCGAGGGACCUUCAAGAUUUCGAUACAUUCCUGUCCGAGCCAAAAUGGACACUGGGUGUGACGACAAUCUUAUCUCGCAUGAAUUGCUGACUGACAACGGUGUUGUCGAGACAAUGCUAGUGCCCAACGACGAGAACAAGGAGUUCAUGAGUGUUCAAGGGUUCAGAUUUAGUCCUGAAUAUCAAAUAGAACUUACUUGGUAUCAGGACCGAGAGAUGAAGGCUAGACAAUCAGUCUUCCAUGUUGUAAAAGAUGCGCCUUUUGAUAUUCUUCUUGGUUCAAAACGUAUGGCUAUGGAGUUGCAAAGUCCUGCCCUGAUCCUGGCCAACAGACACAAGAAAAAAGCUGAAAUUGCGGCUCAAAAGGCCAAUUACGAUAAGCAGAAAAGAGAAGCUGCCGAUCUCGAAUUAAAGCUACUGCAGCAGGGGAAAAAUGAAAGAGACGCACUUGCUGCACAACAAGCUGCCGCUGUUGCUGGAGCGCAGGCGCAUGGGACAACUCCAACCGGACCCAACGCUCAAGGAGUGGCACAACAAGCUGCGGCUGCCAUCGUAGGACAGACUGGCCGGACAAAUCCAGCAGGGACAAUCCCAGCAGGAACCAGCGGGCAAGGAUCAGCACAGCAAGCUGCAACUGUUGCUGGACCACAAACCGGCGGGACAAAUCUAACAGGAACCGGCACUCAAGGAACGUCGCAAACAGCGGCGACAGUGGCUGGUCCCCAGCCUCCCGCGCCAAACUCAACAGGUACCAACACUCAAGUUACUGCGCAACAAGUAGCGGUUGGCUCUAGAACAACUUUCAGAGGGUCCAACACUCAAGGAAAUGGAGGUGCUACAAAUAAUGCAGGCUCGGCUACACCCUAG